UAAUUUAUUACUAUGCGUGGCUGCAUCGAAUGCAUUUGUAAACAAUUUCUUUCCUAACGUGAGGUAUAACCUCUGAAUUAACAAAAAAGACUCGGAUCGUGUCGGUUGUGUCUGGGAUAUUUCUUGUCGGCUUUUUCUCCUCAAUUGAUUUUAAGUUUUCAAGCAGAUAGCAGUUACUACAUUAUAAAAUAGUACUAAAAACAAACGUGUUUGCAGAGUGGUAUUUAACGGAAUAAAUCAACAAGUACAAUGAAUCCAAAACUAACUAUACCCUUGCCAAAUGAACACUUAGAAAAGUUGGAAUCAGACUUCCUUUACCAUCUUGGUAUUAAUAGUAAAACAACAAACUUCGAAAAAGAGUUUGGAGAUGUUAAAUUUGUGUGUAUGGGCGGAACAAAAAACCGUAUGUUUGAACUAGCAAAAUACCUACAAAAGGUUUUAGGUUUACGGGGUGAACUUGUAGACCUUUGUGAGAAAGCUCAUCGUUAUGCAGUAUUUAAGGUUGGUCCAGUUUUGUGUGCAAGUCAUGGCAUUGGAAUGCCAUCGAUGAGUAUUCUUCUUCAUGAAAUGAUCAAAUUGGUCUCAUAUGCCAAGUGCAAAGAUCCAAUAUUUUUAAGAAUUGGAACAUCUGGUGGAGUAGGAAUUCCUGUCGGAACAGUUGUAGUUACAAAAGAUGCUUACAAUGGUUACAUUCGAAAUGAACACGAGUUGGCUAUUCUUGGAGAACGUGUUUGUCGACCUGCUAAAUUCCAUGAAGAAGUCUACACUAGUUUGUUAUCAUGUGCUGAACCUGAUGAUGAUUUUAAGACAAUUUUAGGAAAUACAAUGGCAGCCGAUGAUUUCUACGAGGGUCAAGGACGCUUAGAUGGUGUUAUUUGCGAACACAAUGAACAACAAAAGAUGGAGUUUUUGAAGAAGCUUCACAAUCAUGGAGUCAGGAAUAUUGAAAUGGAAGCAACAAUGUUCUCCUCAUUAACACACCAUAUUGGUAUUAAAGCUGGAGAAAUAUGUGUUACCUUAGUAGAUCGGCUUCAGGGAGAUCAGGUUACACAAUCUAAUAUUCCCAAAGAAGUUUUAGAACAAAGACCAUUGACGAUGUGUGGGCGAUUUAUUAAAAAGCAUUUAGACUAAAAAAAAUUUCCAAUAAACAAUUUUUAGAAGAAUUUCAUGUUUGAUCAAAUAAAUGAAUGUACAAAAUUGAA
Episyrphus balteatus (marmalade hoverfly) is the source of this 1202-nucleotide messenger RNA. RefSeq names its product uridine phosphorylase 2-like. Gene Ontology annotation, cellular component: cytosol; cytoplasm. Gene Ontology annotation, biological process: uridine catabolic process; nucleotide catabolic process. The record is from RefSeq and is a predicted model, not a curated record. The transcript has 8 exons. Bases 250 to 1131 code for a protein of 293 amino acids. Lineage: Eukaryota; Metazoa; Arthropoda; Insecta; Diptera; Syrphidae. Gene Ontology annotation, molecular function: uridine phosphorylase activity.